AUGAGAAAUCUUUCAAGCACUUCACCUGUCCAGUCUUCUAAUCAUAAUAUUGCUUCACUCUAUUUGGAACCAAUGGAACCAAAAAUGGAAACCAGUCAUUUUCAGGAGGAACUAAAAAUUGGUAAAAUCAUAGCCGAAAAUCUCGUCGAAGAUGGUGCUACUCUUCAGUUAGGCAUUGGCGCAAUUCCCGACUCAACAUUAAUAGCAAUGAAAAAUCACAAAGAUCUGGGAGUGCAUACAGAGAUGCUUGGUGAUGGAGUCGUGGAUUUAAUCAAAUCUGGGGCCAUCAAUAACUCUAAAAAAUCGGUUAUGCCGGGAAAGGUUGUAACAAGUUUUGCAUUUGGAACACAAAAGUUCUACAAAUUCCUGAAUGAAAAUCCAAUGAUUCGUGAGUUUUCUGCUGUAAUCGUUACAGAAAAGAGAAAUUCCUCAGAUUUCGAUUGCUGUAGUUGGACUAACCAUUCUGAUGUCAUAAGAGCUAAUUCCAAGAUGACGUGUAUCAACUCUGGUAUCGAGAUCGAUAUCACAGGACAGAUUUGCUCCGAUUCCAUUGGGAAAGCUUUUUACUCGGGUUUCGGUGGACAA
Molecule: messenger RNA, 585 nt
Organism: Cylicostephanus goldi
Lineage: Eukaryota; Metazoa; Nematoda; Chromadorea; Rhabditida; Strongylidae
Source: the annotation of a GenBank genome assembly